This is a messenger RNA of Ectocarpus sp. CCAP 1310/34, 3168 nucleotides long. The record is from the annotation of a GenBank genome assembly. Lineage: Eukaryota; Phaeophyceae; Ectocarpales; Ectocarpaceae.
AUGUCUGCUAGUGUUGCCCAGAAACUGCAGAAGAAGUGCCCUGACGUCUCCGUGGUCGUGAGUACCGACCACCCUCAUCAAGUCAAGACGGUCGAGGGGCGACUGGUGACUGUCACCGAGAAAACGUGUCCCGUCCGCAUGACCAUACACACCCAAUGGGGUCCGGUGGUGCUGGACCCGCGUGCCUUCGCUGUUAUGCCUGGGACGGACGACGUGGUCAUCAUUGGGGACCCGACCUUGACAAAGCUGGGUAUCGACGUGUACGAGGCGAUGGCGCAACAUGCACUGAAGGAGCGCGAUAUGGAGGUGCGGGGUGUUGAUACUCCGGGGUUUCACGAGGCUCGCCGUAUUUCGGCUGUCAACUGGCUGCGCACUUCUCUGCCUCGGAUGUCGGAGAUAGUGGCACCUUUGCGGGAGUUCCUGGAGCUUCACAUGGCCGGAAACCCGAAUAGAACCAAGCGUGUGGCAUCAAACCGAGCGAUCGCUCCUGACGCGUGGACACCCGCGAUGGUGGAGUCGUGGGAGCGAGCGCAGGACAUGGUCGCCAAUGCGGUCACAUUGUAUCAUCCGGUGGCAGGGAAAGCGGUUUUGAUGUUCCCUGAUGCUUCCGACGAACAUUGGGGAAGCUUCGUGACUCAGGUGCCACAAUCGGAGGUGGACAACAACGUUCCCGUGGAAGACAUGAGCCACGAACCGUUGGGUUUCCUGAGUGGUACAUUUCGUGGGUCUCAACUGCGGUGGGCUACCGUAGACAAGGAAGGAUUCGCAAUCAUCAGCACGUUCCGGAGGUUGGAAUAUUUGCUGUGGGGUGGUGUGCAUAUUCACACCGAUCAUCGUAACUUGGCAUACAUAUUCGACCCGGAAGCGUGCAUCUCAACGGUGCCGAAGACCACGGCGCAGCGUCUAGAGAAUUGGAAGGCGGUCCUUGGCCAGUACGACUACACGAUUCAGCACAUCUCAGGUGAACGCAACUGCUGGGGGGAUUUGUUGUCGCGUUGGGUGAAUGUACCCGCCGUGAGUAAUCGAUCCGCGGCGGUCUUCAUGCCGAGUACGCCCGACUGUAACCUACCCUCCAAGAACGCUAUACGCGAAGUUCAACAGACAGUGCGCGCAUCUGUCGGGGAUACCAAUGCGUGUUUCACGGAUACACUCGGUCGUGUUGCACCGGACGAUGAAGGUUUAUUCCGUGUCAUGAUUGACGGUCGCAAAGUUCUGUGGAUUCCCGAUACCGCGCGUGAUAUGCAGCUACGACUCAUGUUGUGUGCGCACAUGAAAGAAGCCGGCCACCGCGGUGUUACAGCAACGAUGCACCGCUUGCGGGAAUACUGCUGCUGGUCUACAAUGGACCGCGAUGUGAAGGAGUUCGUGCAACAAUGCCUGCAUUGUAUGGAUUCUAAAUCUGGUGAGAUAGUGCCGCGUCCUUUUGGAGAGACGGUUCAUGGCAAGCGACCUGGAGAAGUAUUACACUUCGACUACCUUCAUGUAGGCAAGAGCGGACCGCUCGGCGCGGAUGGGCUGGACGAAUCUGAUGGAUAUGUAUAUUUGUUGGUGAUGAUGGACGAUCUUAGCAACUUCGCGUGGAUGGAGCCGACUGGUACGUGCACGGCGCGGUUAACGGCGCAACACCUCCUGAAUUGGUGUAAAACGCUGGGUGUGCCUGAAGUUUGGGUAAGCGACACCGCCACUCAUUUCAAAAACAGCGUAAUGGACACCUUGGAGAAAGCGUUGGGUGUUGAGCGACGCUUUACCGUGGCUAACUCGCCCUGGUCGAAUGGAACGUGCGAACGUAUGAUGCGCGAGAUAGUACGCACGAUGAAAGCCGUUUUGCAGGAACGACGGCGAAAUGUGCGGGACUGGGUGGAUCUGGUGCCGGCAGUUCAAUGGGCGCUAAACACCGCGUAUCGUGAGCGGUAUGCAUCAACACCUUAUCAUGUCAUGUUCGGCCGCGCUCCUCGCACGAGUUUUUCCACCCUGGCGUCGUCGUCUGGGGAAGCCUGGAACAUCGACACGCUUGAUGCGACCAAGUUGAAACAACAAGUCCAAAAUGUGAUCCAGACUCAAGCGGUUCUGCACAAACAAGUUCAACAGAAGGUGGAUCACAAUCGUGCCAGGCAACGUGCGCAGCAAGUCGCGGUGAUUUACCAGCAUUUACGGUGGGAGACUAUGUGAUGGUGGCACGUGUCCGUCGCAGCGGAAUCACGCCCAAAUUGUCCUCUACUUGGACUGGUCCUUGGCGCGUGGUAUCGGCCGCUAAAAAGCACGUUUACGGUGUUCAGAACAUCGUUAAUGGGCAGGUCCGCGAUGUCCAUGUGGCUCGUCUGCGGUUCUACGCCGAUUCGGAACUGAACGUCACAUCCGAUCUCAAAGACGUGUUCCAACACUCUUUCGGGCAAGGCGAACAUGAAAUGGAAUCUAUUCUCAACAUUGGACCAGCUCAUGAUGGAUCGGGAUAUCUUGUUCGUGUGCGGUGGGCUGGGUUCGAGGAGGACGAAGACACUUGGCAACCACUUUCGGAUAUUUACCAGGAUGUGCCGCAGUUUUUGAAGCAAGAGUUGCGCAAGAUGAAGCUAUCUAAGGAAGUCAAGGACAACAUAAAAAAGGAAUAUGGUAUCGUUUUUUAACGGCCAAAUGAGUUGAAGUUGCGUGGAAAAGGGCGAGGAAAUCUUACUACCGCAAGAUAGCAUUGUUCAUUUAUAUGUUUGUCUUGGUUUUUGUAGUUGUUUCUGAAGACGCUAUCACACAGUAUAAUGAUGAAAUAAUUAGUAACACGAAAUCAGGCGAAUAUGGUGUUUAGUGUAAACAAACGCGUGAGGAUUGAAUAAAAUUUUAGCGUGUGAUUAUUAUGUGGUUUCGCAUCAUUUAGUAUGUGCCUACCAUUGUUUUGUCAAGCACAUAGUGUCUACGAUUGGAAUGUAGUAUGCGCUUUGGGGGCAUUGUGGACAUUGGCCGUGGUAGUCACAGUGUAGGAAGGUUCUACGGAGAUCUUGGGGACUCCGUGUGUGAAGAUAUCACAGGGGCCAUACCCUGUGUGUGAGGAUUGUGUGGACUCUCCGUCUUGUGUUCCACUCCUCCUAUCUUGUGAUCGAUGAUAUAAUACAAGUGAAGAAACAAACAUCACCAGCCCCUUGGGGGGAAGGAGUCCUGGUGGCUCGAGGACAACUCCAACUG